Messenger RNA from Pseudomassariella vexata, 1982 nucleotides. RefSeq names its product HMGL-like-domain-containing protein. Gene Ontology annotation, molecular function: homocitrate synthase activity. The transcript is spliced from 13 exons. Gene Ontology annotation, cellular component: mitochondrion. The coding region runs from base 195 to 1547 and encodes 450 amino acids. NCBI's taxonomy places the organism in Eukaryota, Fungi, Ascomycota, Sordariomycetes, Amphisphaeriales, Pseudomassariaceae. The record is from RefSeq and is a predicted model, not a curated record.
CAGCAAUUGAAUGCACCCCGCACUCGCGUUGAGUCACCCAAUUGGCCUUCAGUCAUAAUUCAGCGACAUCGGGAACCACUUCCUGCAUCUACAUUUGUAGUUUUUAGUCUGGUGUAAACCAAUUUUUUUUUUCACCUUCAACCUAACCCUCGACCCAAAACUUGACCAAGUCUUUAAGCACCAACACUAGCAAAAUGUGUGGAACAGAUGGCAAUAACGGAGUGAGUGCCAACUCGGUGGCCAACGGCGCGUUUCGGCCGUCGAACCCCUACCAGCCCGUGGGCGACUUUCUUUCCAACGUCGGCCGCUUCAAGAUUAUCGAGUCGACUCUGCGAGAGGGAGAACAGUUCGCCAAUGCCUACUUCACAACGGAGACCAAGAUCGAGAUUGCCAAGAAGCUUGAUGCAUUCGGAGUCGACUACAUCGAAUUGACCUCGCCGGCUGCUUCAGAGCAGUCGCGUUUGGACUGCGAGGCUAUCUGCAAGCUUGGCUUGAAGGCUAAGAUUCUGACACACGUCCGUUGCGACAUGCGAGAUGCCCGGAUGGCAGUAGAAACAGGUGUAGACGGCCUCGAUGUUGUCAUUGGCACGUCAAGCUUCCUCCGCGAACACAGCCACGGCAAGGAUAUGGUAUACAUCAAGAAGACCGCCAUUGAAGUCAUUGAAUUUGUCAAGUCCAAGGGACUUGAGGUUCGCUUCUCGAGUGAAGACUCGUUCCGGUCAGACCUGGUAGACCUGCUGUCCCUAUACCAAGCAGUGGAUAAAGUUGGUGUACACCGUGUUGGCAUUGCUGACACAGUUGGCUGCGCUUCCCCGCGCCAAGUUUACGAUCUGGUUCGAACUUUGAGGGGUGUUGUUUCAUGUGACAUCGAAACGCAUUUCCACAAUGAUACAGGCUGUAGUAUUGCAAAUGCGUAUUGCGCCCUUGAGGCCGGUGCAACCCAUAUCGACACAAGUGUGCUUGGAAUUGGUGAACGUAAUGGUAUCACUCCUCUUGGUGGUCUCAUGGCUCGAAUGGUGGUUACAAGUCCGGAGUAUGUCAAAAGCAAGUACAGACUUGACAUGAUCAAGGAGAUUGAGGAUCUGGUCGCCGAGGCUGUCGAGGUCAACACACCAUUCAACAACCCCAUUACAGGCUUCUGCGCCUUCACCCACAAGGCUGGCAUCCACGCCAAGGCUAUUCUUAACAACCCCAGCACAUACGAAAUCCUCAACCCUGCUGAUUUCGGUCUCACGCGAUAUGUCCACUUCGCCUCUCGUUUGACGGGUUGGAAUGCGGUCAAGACACGUGUGGCGCAGUUGGGUCUGGUGAUGACAGAUGAUCAAGUCAAAGCUGUCACGGCUAAGAUCAAGGCGUUGGCUGAUGUGCGGCCAAUUGCCAUCGAUGAUGCCGACUCCAUCAUCCGCAGCUUCCACAUGGACCUGGGCGACCGGGCACCCGUCAAGCAGAACAGGGACGCCAAGCAGAACGGAGAAGCCGAGCAGAUCAAGCAGGAAGCCAAGCAAAAUGGCGAGAGAGUACCGGUUGAAGUUGAAAUCGGAGCGUAAUUUAUUGGACCAUUGGCUGGCGUGCAAAGUGGCACAAUUUAUUAGGCAAGGAGCUGCCUACCAAGUGAAUACCAGGGAUGCAUAUUUCCCAAGUCAUAUUUUCAGGAGGUCAGGUCAAAAUUAGACUAGGUCCUAGGUCAUCGGGAGCGGAUCACAAAGGUAACGAGUACGAUCAAUUAAAAAAUAAGUAACAGACUUCGCCGAUGUCUCGCCUCAAGAGUGAGGAGAUACUUGACGCCAUGCUCAUACCGAAUAUCCGGGGCCAUUGCAGACUUCCAAAUGACGGAAAAUCCAACAUAACGACUGUCAUAUUCGUGGAGAGAUGUAUUAACGAACGCCGUGUGUUCUAGGGGGCGAGCAGUCGGGACUGCGGUCUCUUUCUACGGCACAGUCCACACACGAACCGGUUCUCACCACAAACAAACUUGAGUCCCU